This is a messenger RNA of Blastocystis hominis, 4875 nucleotides long. RefSeq lists its product as hypothetical. Gene Ontology annotation, cellular component: membrane. The coding region runs from base 1 to 4863 and encodes 1620 amino acids. The transcript has 2 exons. Lineage: Eukaryota; Bigyra; Opalinata; Blastocystidae. Gene Ontology annotation, molecular function: G protein-coupled receptor activity; calcium ion binding. The record is from RefSeq and is a predicted model, not a curated record.
AUGACGCCUAUUGUUUGCAGCGUCCAACCUUACAGAGAGUUCACUCCCCGUUUAACUCCCACUCUUCCUGCUGGAUUGACAUAUUCUAUUGAGAAUGGUCCAGGUCUUUUUCGUAAGGUGACUAUAUCGGGAACCCCCAAAGAAGGUUUGAAUCCUCGUUUGUUUUAUGUGGGAUUCAAUGCUUGGGUGAGUGCAAUUGAGAUUGGAGUCUUCAGUACCCCUACUUACUGCAGCUACGGUUUCGAUUCUAUGACUUUGUACACUGAUGUGGACAUGGAGCCCAUCCCUAUUCAGUGCAAUACUGCCAUCGAGACCUUCACGAUUGAGCCUCAGUUGCCCGAGGGUAUGACUAUGGAUCCUGCCACGGGUACCAUUUCGGGUCACCUUACCCAUUACGAUAAUGAGAACAUUGUGUACACUGUGACCGCCACCAACACUGCUACUGGUGUUGCGGGCAGUACCACUACCACUUUCACCUUCCGUGCUCGUUCUCAGGCCGAAAUGACCACUCCUGGUAUGAUUGGUUGCUACUGGAAGACCAUUACGGAGUGCAAGGUCCCCGAUUUUGAUUUCUUUUAUAAGAAUCCUGCUCAGCACUGCCAGACUGUGGGAGACAUCAACUUCUCUGAUAAUGAUGUGGAUAACACUUGGCCUGGUUUGGAUCGUCGGUUUGUGGAUUACUACUCCGCUUAUUUCUAUUCGUAUCUUAACAUUUUGGUCCCGGGUACCUAUCAGUUCCGUCUGUCUUCGGAUGAUGGUGGCAUUCUGUACAUCGAUGAUCUGAACACUCCUCUGAUCACUCGUGAUGGUUGCCAGGCUCGUAGCGAGACGGCUGCCGAGAAGAUGCUGACUGAGGGUCGCCACUUGCUGGUGAUCCGUUAUCUGGAGUACAACUCCUGGUCUUCUCUGUACCUGAAGUACGGAUCCACCGAGCUGGGCUAUGAUCAAGCCAUUAUCUCGUCCUCCGAUCUUCGUGUCGGUGGCCGUGGUCCUACUUUCAUCAGCUACAACUUCGUUGCUGGUUCUGUGGACACGGAUAUGGCUGUGACGCGUCCUGAGCUCAGCUCUGGAACCCCUACUGCGUGGUCCAUCUCUCCCGAGCUGCCUUCGGGUAUUAUUCUCGACCCUGAGACCGGAUACAUCAGCGGACGACCCACUACCACUUCCUCUGCCUACUACACUGUGACUGCUACUGGAGUAAACGGAGCGGCUACUGCGCAGGUGCGUAUUGUGGUGACGAACGCACUGCUGUCGGGUCUGCGUGCCACCUACUACAAUAUCGCCGAUACUCCCGAGAUGUGCGACUAUCCCAUGCUGGCUGGUAACGCCAUUCAGCUGUCUGCGAUCGAUAUCGUGGAGAACAUUUACCACCCCGAGACCUCUGCUGGCGCCGUGUGGUCCGGAUUCCCCAACGACUUCAGCACCUACUUCUACAUGGAGUGGGAGGGUUAUCUGAAGAUGGACACGAUCGGUAACUGGCGUCUGCGUAUCACCUGCGAUGAUGGUUGCAAGCUGAUUGGUGCGGACGAGCAGAUCCUGAUCAACCACUGGGGAUGCCACUACUACCGUGGAAUGGAGACGACCUACCCUGUGUCGAAGAGCGGUUUCUACUACUUCCGUGUGGAGUAUCAGCAGGCCGGCAGCACCAAGGGAAUGACGUUCGAGUGGAAGACUCCCGGCGGCGUGUGGGAGGUUGUGCCUGCCGACAAGAUCUUCUAUGUGCCCACUGGAGUGCUGACCUACAAGUACGAGCGCGCGCACUACUUCAAGAACUCGGCGAUCAUCGAGAACACCCCGAUCACCUUCGGAAUUAGCACGAUCUCUGGCUACAGCUCCUUCCCCGAGCUGCCCGCCGGAAUGUCUCUGAACGCCCAGAACGGUCGCAUCUCCGGAACUCCCACCAAUGUCCAGGUGAUGACCUACUACACCAUCACUGCCGGAUCGGGUUCCAACAAGGAGUCCACCGUGAUUGCGUUCGAUGUGACCGAGCUGGCUGCUCCUACGGGUCUGCAGUACUUGCAGAAUGGCCAGCCCGUGUCCGCCGGAGCUCCCGUUGAGCUGAUCGCCCUGCGUGCCAUCAACGAUUUCACCAUCCAGAACACCGCGAAUGUGGUCGUGAACCGCUACACCGUGAGCCCUGCGCUGCCGAAGGGUCUUACGCUGGACGAGGCGACCGGAAAGAUCUCGGGUACUCCGACUCGCUCGAGCAGCAGCACCGUGUACUCGAUCACUGCUUACAAUGCUGCCGGCUCCUUCUUGAUUCUGCUCAGCCUGUCCGUCUCUGGAUGCAAGGGAAGCGGCUGGACUGGCGAGUUCCUGCAUGUCACGAUGCUGUCCGGAAAUGGUCUGGUGGCUGUGGUCAACUCUGCGGAGCAGGUGCAGAGCUGCUCGCUCAACACCAUGGGUUCGGAUGGUAACGCUGUUUCGGGCACCUGCCAGAUCGGUCUGAACGCCGAGGAAGGAAACGAAGCCACGAUUUGCAUCAACCCUGCGACGGCCUCGUCGCUGAGUGUCAAGGUCACUUGCUACGAGAACGCUGGAUGCCGCUGGCAGAUGAUGCGUGAUGACGGCAACUACUAUCCUUACCGCAAUGCUUACACGGAUGUGGGUUACGCUCCCUACUACGAUACGGCUCCCUAUCCUACCUCCCUGACGCCGCUGAACACGCUGGUGCUCUCUUCCACUACUGUCACUGCUUUCUCUGGCAGCCGCAUGCCUCACGUCACCGUCACUCCGAACGGAUCCUAUCAGUCGAUCACCAUCUCGCCGGCUCUGGGAGACGUGACCAUCGAUCCUACCUACCCGAUUCUCUCUGGAACGGUGAGCGGAACUGGAAGCCAGGUGUUCACGGUGACUGCCACUGGAUCUUCGGGAUCCGCGCAGGCCACGCUUACUGUGAACUUCGGUGAUUGCUCGAUCGCCACCGGACGACGCCAGGUGUCGAUUGUCGUGACCACGCAGGCCUACGCACAGGAGCAGUCCUGGCGCUUGCUGAAGAAUGGCGAGGAGCUGUACAGCUCGGGCACGCUGGAUCAGUACUACAUUUACACGGAGACGUUCUGUCUGGAGCCCGGAAGCUACAUCCUGGAGCUGUCGGACUCCUACGGAGAUGGAUGGACGGAUGACUCGAACCUGGUGGUGUACGACAGCAACUUCAACGCGCUGCUGACCACGACCAUUCCGCACAUAAGCGGUAGCACGGCGUACAAGAAACAGAACACCGAUUUCGUGCUGGAGGCGCAGUUCACUGCCACCGCCUGGAAGUACUUGAUCAACAAGCGUCCCGACACCCGCUGGAACCAGAUCGGAGGCGACAUCUCGGCGUUCACGGAUCUGGAGGACGGAAAUCUGGGCCCGUACUCGCAGAACGGUAUCUACUUCGUCCACAAGUUUGAUCUGACCGAUGGAGAGGCCUAUCCGAUUCUGGAGUUCGGUAUCUACUACAAGGAUGGAGCGAUCGUGUACCUGAACGGAGAGGAGGUCUAUCGUCGCAACAUGAACUCUGGAAGCGUGAACCACAACACGGCUGCUGUGAGCUCGUUCGACGGAUACUUCAUGCGUGUGGGAACGGCUCCCGGCUAUCUGCUGAAGACCGGAGAGAACGUGUUCGCUGUCGAGCUGCACCGCGUCUCCUCUACGCAGGAGAUCGUGUUCAGCGGUUACGUGAGCUACACUGCCGGAGACUGCGUCACUCGCUCUGUGGGAGGAACCAUCACGGAGUCGCAGUUCUACGACAAGGUGGGCGAGACGGCGACGGAGGCUUGGGACUCGGACCCGAACACGCAGUGGACGGAGAACGGUCUUCCUGCCUGGACCGUGUACUCGUUCAACUUCGAUCACGUCGAGUGGGUGAACCGUCUGUCGUUCGGUUCCUCCAAGGACGACGCCAACCGCGAUGCUUCGCAGGUCUCCGUGUUCGGAGGCGAUGACGGCAUUACCUGGAACCAUCUGUUCUCGUACCAGCGUCGUGAGAUGUUCGAGUCGCGCUCGCAGGUGAAGACCUUCAUGAUGAUGGACCACAUGAACUCGUACUCCAAGUUCAAGAUCGAGAUCGGCGACACCAAGGAUAGCGUGGCUCGUGUUUCCGUGUCUACCAUUUCUCUUGAUGCUUGCCGUCUUGUGUACUGCCCGAAGGAAGGAGACUAUCCCGGAACGGCUUCUGGAGAGACGAUCACGAUCGACUGUCCCGAGGGCUAUCUGGGAGAGCGCUACCGCACUUGCAGCAGCGACAAGCUGAAGCCCACUUGGGGCGAGCCCGAUGAGACGGAGUGCCGCUACCGUUAUCCUUCCUCGAAGGGAACCACCUACAUCGACCUGGUGUACGUGUUCUCUCCUCUGAGCUACAUCGACUUCAUGGGCGAGCCCGUGGACAACCUCCGUCUGGUGGUUGCCACCUAUCUGGGCAUCCAGGACAAGUACGUGGAGGUGUGGAAGACGAAGGACGUCACCAUUUCCUUCAAGUCCGAGGAGAUGGACGAGACUGCGAGUAAGACCGCUGCGUGGGUGCACGUGGAGGUGCCUGACGAACAAGCCGCUGAGAAGAACCAGAUGCUGCUUUCCUCCCCCAAUAUUGUUCUCGAGCAGAUGAGAAUCUAUGUCGCCUCUCUGUUCACCCAGAACACGAAGAUCGCUUUCUAUAUGGCCCCUGAAAUGAGUCAGUACCAGGAUAUUGGUAAGGUCAGUGGAUGGGUUAUUUUCUUCAUGAUUGUGGUGGUGCUGAUUGUGGUGGCUGUGAUUGCCUUCUAUGUCUGGUCGAGACUGAAGAACAAGAAGACGAAGAACGGCGCUAAGAAGCUGAAGGCUGCUGGUGCUUCGAAGAAGGGAAAGGAAUCCAAGACGGAUAGUAAGAAGGCUCGUGUAUAAACUGCUGUUUUU